AUGUUCUCUGUGAAUGAUGAUCGGCAACCGGAGGUGUUUAAAGCCAAACUGGAGACUACGCUGAACAUCGGGUCGAUUAGUUUUGGAGACAAUCGACCGAAGUGUCUGAUUGUGGACGAGAUAGACGGGGCACAUGCGGGCGCCGUCAAACACCUGGUCAAUCGGCUCAAUGAGAUCCCAACUAAGAAAACUAAGGCGAAGAAGUCGAAAA
Messenger RNA from Sphaeroforma arctica JP610, 211 nucleotides. RefSeq lists its product as hypothetical. Lineage: Eukaryota; Ichthyosporea; Ichthyophonida. The record is from RefSeq and is a predicted model, not a curated record. The annotation marks the transcript as partial. The transcript is spliced from 3 exons.